Messenger RNA from Rhododendron vialii, 682 nucleotides. RefSeq lists its product as uncharacterized. The transcript is spliced from 2 exons. The record is from RefSeq and is a predicted model, not a curated record. NCBI's taxonomy places the organism in Eukaryota, Viridiplantae, Streptophyta, Magnoliopsida, Ericales, Ericaceae. Bases 153 to 551 code for a protein of 132 amino acids.
ACAUGUGGGUGUUAGUUGAAUUCAUGUGAGGAGUAGGUUCAACAAAUUAUUGCCUCCAAAUUUUCUAUAAAUAGCACUUAUAUUUUUCAUAUCUCAUCCCACAUCUCAUCUUCAUUUCCUAAAUUCGUAAUUUUGUUUUUUUCAUCAUUUCAAUGGCGCGUCGGGCUUGGAGCGAGGAGGAGGAGGAUACAUUGUUAACAAACCUUACGAGCCUUGUCGAUCAGGGGGUUUGGCGAACCGACAACGGAGGGUUCAAACCUUCCUACUUGGGAGUUCUUACAAAUGAUAUGCGAGUUUCUUUCCCUCAAGCAGGUAUAAACGAAAUUCAUAUUGAAGCAAAGAUCAAGAAAUGGAAGAGUGAUUAUCGCAUACUGGACGCUAUGCUUAGGCGUCCUAGGUUCGGGUGGAAUCCAAAUGAAAACAAACUAAUGGUGGGAAAUGAAAUUUGGAAUGAAUUUGUCCAAGAUCACCGACAUCAGAGACAUUUCCGGGACAAGCAAUUUCCCCAUUUUAAUCGAUGGGCCUAUUGCUUUGUUUCUGAUGAGAACUAGAAGUUCGAAGUUUAAGGCGGGCAUUGGAAGAAUAAAUUGAAAGUUGUGAUAAUAAAUGGAUUGACAAAUAAAUUUGCAGCCUUCCUAAUGUAUCUGAAGUAUUUAAUUUUACGUAUGUGUUGUGAAAUGAA